Suillus paluster is the source of this 1427-nucleotide messenger RNA. RefSeq lists its product as uncharacterized. The coding region runs from base 51 to 1211 and encodes 386 amino acids. Lineage: Eukaryota; Fungi; Basidiomycota; Agaricomycetes; Boletales; Suillaceae. Gene Ontology annotation, molecular function: S-methyl-5-thioribose-1-phosphate isomerase activity. The transcript is spliced from 6 exons. The record is from RefSeq and is a predicted model, not a curated record.
UAAGAGUACUACUUUGCUUCUAAGAGGAGAGACCAAGAAAAGUCGCAGCCAUGCCUAUGUUAACGUCUAUCAGGACAUCGAAUGGAAAGAUCGAGAUCAUUGAUCAAUUGCUCUUGCCACACACGACAAAGUACGUAGAGAUCACAUCCAUCGAAGAAGCCCAUGAUGCUAUCAAGGACAUGAAGAUUCGUGGUGCUCCGGCCAUUGCAUCGUUGGCAUCACUAGCUUUUGCUGCUUACAUUCAAACUGGUCUCGACGCCGCUCCACAACCAGCCUUCCUCCUGUCACCCGAAUCACUUUCCGCCAAUGUGAUCCACAAGCUUGACUAUAUCUUUUGCGCUCGUCCUACAGCCGUUAAUCUAGGUGCAGCAAUUCGCCGCCUAAAAGCGGUUCUUCAGUCCUCUGCAGAUGCUGGAAAGUCCGUUGGAUUAAUCGCGGCAGACUUGAUCAGCGAAGGAAAGCUCAUAGCAGAUGAGGAUUUCGACCGCAAUAAAAGAAUGGCGGAGCACGGCGGUGAAUGGCUUGCAGAACUCGACAGGGGAUCUGGAGGCAGUGGCCAAGACCUUAAUGUCCUCACAGUGUGUAACACAGGAUCCCUUGCGACAUCGGGUUACGGUACAGCACUGGGGUUGAUUACCUAUCUUCAUGAACAAAAGAAGUUAGGCAAAGCAUACUAUACCCAAACUGCACCAUACCACCAAGGGUCCCGCCUCACAGCGCUAGAGCUCAAGACCAUGCAGAUCCCCUCUGUAAUGAUCUGUGACACAAUGGUUGGUUCUUUAUUCCAGCACCAUAAAAUACAUGCCGUUGCCGUUGGUGCCGAUCGGAUAGCGAGGAACGGUGACACCGCGAACAAAAUCGGGACUUACAAUGCAGCCGUACUUGCAGCACGGCAUAAGAUCCCAUUCAUUGUUGUUGCCCCGAUUAGCACUGUCGAUCUCGAUACCCCGGACGGCUCAAGCAUUCCGAUCGAGCACCGCAAGCCACUCGAAGCUUGCCUCGUGCGCGGGGCUGUUCAUCCCUUUGACUAUGAUGCCGAGGGCAAGGUUAGGCAGGAGACUGUUAUGAUCACUCCGAGUGGGCUCGAGGGGAUUUACAAUCCAAGCUUCGAUGUUACCCCCGCUGAACUCAUUACCGCGAUUGUCACAGAGAAGGGUGUGGCAACCAGGAAAGAGGGCGAGACUAGUUUCGAUCUAAGUGGAGUUGUAUGAUCUCCUCAUGGGAACUAUAACGUGAUUUUCAACUAGAAGCAGAAUCUACAUGUACUCACAUAACAGUUCAGAACUUCAGCUAGAAAUUUACCCAGGUGCUGCAUAGCUGUGUCUCAGAUACUCAGUCGUAAGGUUGACCAAUGACUUCGGAUGAUUCAGAAAGCACCAAUGAGAUCACUUGGAUAUUCUAAAAAAUGACAGUCCUGUAAAUCAGUC